Molecule: messenger RNA, 3664 nt
Organism: Miniopterus natalensis
Lineage: Eukaryota; Metazoa; Chordata; Mammalia; Chiroptera; Miniopteridae
Source: RefSeq, a predicted model, not a curated record
GUUAUAUUUAAAUGUCCCUAACUGGUAUAUGUAGUAUCAGGGUGUUGUUUUAUUGACCUCAGGUAUAAAAUUAGCACAGUGAAUGGCCAUCAAAAAGAUUUUAUGUAAGGAAAAUAUUCUACCAUUUUUGGGUCAUAUUUGAAUGGUGUUUCCCAUUUCCUUUGACUUGGUGGUGGUGAGGUAUGUAGCAAAAUCAAAGGUUUCCCCUGCUCUUGAGUGAAAUAUCUCUUAGUGUAAGCAUUGUGUUACAUUACACACUGAAUUCUGUUCUUUGCCUUUUUCCUCACAGUAGAUCUUCAUGGAGGAACACGGCGUGACCCAAACUGAACACAUGGCUACCAUAGAAGCCCAUGCAGUGGCCCAGCAAGUACAGCAGGUCCAUGUCGCCACCUACACUGAACACAGUAUGCUGAGUGCUGAUGAAGACUCUCCUUCAUCUCCAGAGGACACCUCUUAUGAUGAUUCAGACAUACUCAACUCCACAGCGGCUGAUGAGGUAACAGCCCAUCUGGCUGCUGCAGGUCCUGUGGGAAUGGCUGCUGCUGCUGCUGUGGCAACAGGAAAGAAACGGAAACGGCCUCAUGUGUUUGAGUCUAAUCCAUCUAUCCGGAAGAGACAGCAAACACGUUUGCUUCGGAAACUUCGAGCCACAUUAGAUGAAUAUACUACUCGAGUGGGACAGCAAGCUAUUGUCCUCUGUAUCUCACCCUCUAAACCCAACCCGGUCUUUAAAGUAUUUGGUGCAGCACCUUUGGAGAACGUGGUGCGUAAGUACAAGAGCAUGAUCCUGGAAGACCUGGAGUCCGCCUUAGCAGAACACGCCCCUGUGCCACAGGAGGUUAACUCAGAGCUGCCGCCUCUCACCAUCGACGGAAUUCCAGUCUCUGUGGACAAAAUGACUCAGGCCCAGCUUCGGGCAUUUAUUCCAGAGAUGCUCAAGUACUCCACGGGUCGGGGAAAACCAGGCUGGGGCAAAGAAAGCUGCAAGCCCGUCUGGUGGCCUGAAGAUAUCCCGUGGGCAAAUGUCCGGAGUGAUGUCCGCACAGAAGAGCAAAAGCAAAGGGUUUCAUGGACCCAAGCACUACGGACCAUAGUUAAAAACUGUUAUAAACAGCAUGGGCGGGAGGACCUUUUGUAUGCUUUUGAAGACCAGCAAACACAAACACAGGCCACAACCACACAUAGUAUAGCCCAUCUUGUACCGUCACAGACCGUAGUCCAGACCUUUAGUAACCCUGAUGGCACUGUCUCACUUAUCCAGGUUGGUACAGGGGCAACAGUAGCCACAUUGGCUGAUGCUUCAGAAUUGCCAACCACAGUUACUGUUGCCCAAGUGAAUUAUUCUGCUGUGGCAGAUGGAGAGGUGGAACAAAAUUGGGCCACGUUACAAGGAGGUGAGAUGACCAUCCAGACGACGCAAGCAUCAGAGGCCACCCAGGCAGUGGCAUCAUUGGCAGAGGCCGCAGUAGCAGCUUCUCAGGAGAUGCAACAGGGAGCUACAGUCACCAUGGCACUCAACAGUGAAGCUGCCGCCCAUGCUGUCGCCACACUGGCCGAAGCCACCUUGCAAGGGGGGGGACAGAUCGUCCUGUCUGGGGAAACCGCAGCAGCCGUUGGAGCACUUACUGGAGUCCAAGAUGCUAAUGGACUGGUGCAGAUCCCUGUGAGCAUGUACCAGACUGUGGUAACCAGCCUCGCCCAAGGCAACGGGCCGGUGCAGGUGGCCAUGGCCCCUGUGACCACCAGGAUAUCAGACAGCACAGUCACCAUGGACGGCCAGGCUGUGGAAGUGGUGACAUUGGAACAGUGACAUGCAGCCAUAUCAUGGCAUCUUUUUCUAGUCUACUUCAAAAAUUUUUACACGUUUGCAGAGGUGCAAUCAGAUGGAAUUAAGUCUCUCGACUUUGGAAGAAAAGUAUUGUUAACCCUUUUUUUUAAAAAGGAAGAAAAGCAGCGGAUUUUGGAAUUGCAUUUUUUAAAGCACCACUCUUGAUUUUCUGGGAUUGGUGGAGUAAGACACUGCGUUGUCAAUUUCACUGUCCCUAAAAAGCCAAAUUGUGGCAGGACUUCUUUCUGCGAAAACAUGUGUGUAUACUUAUGUGUGUGUAUGUGCGAAUGUGAAUAUAUGUAUAUGUGUACAUAUGGAUAUACACAUUUACAUAUAUAUAAAGUAUAUAUAUGUGUAUAUAUAUAUAUAUAUAUAUGAACCCCGCAUGGAAUUAUCUGUAUGAAAUUAAGGUGCGCUGUGGAAAAAAAUAAUUCACCCAGUUUAGUGGGUGUAGGGUACGUGGCCAGACACAGUCACCGAUUUUUGUUCAUACCAGGGUCAUGCGUUGAGCUACUGACAAACUCAGGUGGAGGUGACCAUGGCCUUCACCAAAGCUGCCUCCCAGUGGCCACCCAGAACUCUCCCUGCUGGACUCACCUGAGGAAGGAAGUUCAGAACUGGUGGGGCCCAGGAAUGUGCUUGCAAGGUCCAGAGGCCUCGUGGUCUGGCAGCCAAGAGACUCUCCUCUGGCUGGCCCAGGUGCUGACCUUGCCACAGGCAGUGAAUGUCCUUAAAGCUCCCAGGCAGGGACGAGAAGGUUUUCCUCAGCCUCCCAUCUCCCCUUCCCGGGAAACCUCUUGAUCUCAUGACUGUUAAAAUAUUGCUUUGGUUUUAAGGUCAGUCCUAAACUGGUCAUGUAUAUGAACUGAAGGUAACAGAAGUAUUAAGGGUUUGAGGAGUGUGUGCGAAGUGUGUUUGUGGGUGUGUGAAGGGGGGAGAGAAUGGGAGGGGGAGGGAGAGGGGUUGGAAGGGGAAAGGAAGGAGGGAGAGAAAAACUUUCAAAGACCAGGGUACACCAGUGGAAGCAAUUUUCUACUUCCUAUAACUUUCUGUAGCUUUGCAGAGAGGAGACUGGAACUGACAGGGCACCUGGCUCAGGAAGGUUGGCCAUCACACUGGGGGCUGGGGGCAUAAGAAGAGAGGACUGAGGGUGUUUCCUGAGCUCCGGGAUCAGGCCCCUUCAGAAGGGACCUUGCAGUUCCCCCAGGUGCAUCCUGGUGGGCCCAGGCCCCGCACAGCUUCCUCCUCACGGGUGUUGAUUGGCCUGGGGUUCUUUGUAACUCUUAAAGUCUCAUUUCUCAGCUGCAAGCCCUGAGUCUCCAGUGGCUAAAAUCACCUGACUUUUUGACAGGCCAAAUCUCUGCUCCUUGAGUACAGGGACAACUCUUCCUCCCUCCUCCCAGGCCCCCCAAGUGUGAUAGUGUAUUUAAUGUGUUUUUUUAAUGCGACAUUAAAAGAUUAUUCAUGUCUUGCUCAGCCUUUGAGAAAAGUUUCAGAUUCUCGUAUUUGCUUGUUUUAUAUAAAAUUAUCCAAUGUUCUUUGUAUGUUUUUUUCUGUAAGUAAUGGGGGGAGGGAAGGGAAAUUUACAUAUAAACAGUCCUAGUUCUAUAAUUUGUUAUUUUUUUAAUUAUUAUUUUUUAUCGUCAUUGUGAAGCUGUCCAGGGACUUUAAAGUCCAUGAUCCUUGUGGUGAAAUAACCUCCUGAUAGUUUGAGAAAUUGCCAAGAAGAAGAAACAGAAGAAAAGCAAAACCCAAGUAGCAGAGCAUGGAUUCUGUGUUGUUUUCCAUUCUGUCUAUUACUGCCUCAUUCAAUAAAUAGUUUAAAAUGUGGCAACA